GGAGGCUUUGAGCUACAGAAGUGAGCAUGGUAGGGACCACUCUAUAGGGGCAUCUCUGGCCUCAUGAUGGAGCAAGGAGGCCAUCCAAUCCCCAUGACAAGGACUAGCCCUUUAAUUUGAAAGUUUCUAGAGCCAUCUUGUUUUCCUAAGACUAGAAGUUCAUUCCAGGUCAAGAUCAGCUACAUAACGUACAAGGGCCCAUGUUCAAGAAGUAGGAAAAAGGCGCCAUUAAAGGUAUCUAGUUCUCUCGAUCUGUCAUAGUAAUGCUUCUUUGCUAUUUAAUGUCACAAUCUCCCAGGCACCAAGAUACUUGAAGGACACUUGCAGAUGCUCGCACUGCCUGGGGAUCCCCACAUUGCCACUGCACAUACGUGUGUGGUCCACCGUCAGCCACUGCUGGACCGGCGUGUCUUGCUCCAGAGAGAGUCAAGCCAGGUGUUUCCCCCAUGAGCCUGCCACUGCCAUCUAUGGUGGCCGGGCAGCUCUCAAGGAUAUGUCAAUAUCUGCUGCAAGCAAUCCGUAUUGAAUUGGGGGCUGGAGAGAGGUCUGCUCCUGCCAGGCUGCCCGCCUACACCACAGCACGGUCAUGGCAUGGGAGGGUUUGAUGGCAUGCUGGGCCCUAAGACACUGCCAUCACAUCUCUAGAUACAUCUCCACUCAGUACGAGCUGGGGGUCGGUGGUGGCAGUGUUUCUGGGAGGGAUAGGAAAGGAGGAGGCUGGGUGGGGCCCCCAGGGCCGGGGGCCAGGAACCCCCAAGAAGGUGAGGAGGGGAAGGAAGGCAGAUCAUAUGGGGACUGAGGCUCUAAGGUCCCAGACUUGCUCCUAUUCCGACCAGAUUUGAUUUACAGAGCACAUAUUCAAAGAUAAAAUUGUUAAGAAUUGCAAUACAGUGAGUGCUGAGCAUUAAACCCCAAGGUAAGAACAGGGGUGUGCAGCUGCCCUCCUCAUACUUGGCCUGGCUCCAGGUUAUUAAAAAUGCCUGAAAGCUGAAGGCUGAGGCUGUUAGGCUCAGCUCUCGUCCCCUAGUACCUACGUAUUGCCUUAUGUUCAUGAAGCUGCCUUGUUUGAAGGCCACAGAAACAAAUGUGCAGAUAUCAGCAUGGCUGCACUUUCCAGGCCAGAAAAAGUUCACUGUGAGUUGGUGUAGUUGAAAAAGAAUUUACAUAAAAGUUGGACGCAAAGCAGGAUAGACAGACAUGUGAAUGUAAGGCUGGUAAUAAUAGCCAGACACACUGAUAGCCACUUAAUACUCAUUUCAGUGAGUCCUUUUAAAUAUCCUAUGAAGUAUGUACCUUUAUUCUGUCCCCAUUGUAAGAUGAAGAGACAAGUUCAACAAAGUAAGCCACCAGCCCGAGGUCAUACAUCUGCUAACCCGCUCUGUCUGACCUCAGUCUGCCUUGUUCAGUUAUCCUAUUUUGCAUUCCCAAGAUGAAGAACAGAGCCUUGCAGAAGCAUGGACAACAGGAUGGGGCUUAUUUGGGGGUGCAGGGAUAUAAGUAGUAAUUUUGAUACCUGUGUUCUUGAUGAAUGAAAAGGAUGUGGAAAUUCUGCCUUUGGGCUGCUAGUUGACAUUGUCACAGGCUCGGGGAUUCAGAGCUAAAUUGGUAAAAUGACUACCACCCCCCCCUUUUCUCCCAGACCACCAUAAAAUUGAGAUUAACCACCCCCCUUUCUUGUGUGAAGGUAGUACAAAUGAAAACCAGGGCAGUAACAGUGCACAUUGCUUGGGAUUUUCUUACAGGGCACCAGGCUUCUUUCCAAGCACUUCCCUAUGUUCCAAGCACAUCCAUAUCCUCAUCCCUACAGCUUGACAACAACCCUAAGAGACUGGCAGAGGAGCUGUGGGCUUCAAAGAACCAAGUGGAUAGGCACAGCCAUCCCCAUCCCCCCAGCAAGCUUCAGCACAAAGCAAGCAGCAAUUAGCAUGAACACAAACAGUUCUUGGGUUGGUGCUCAGAAGUUAGGUGGGCAACCUGAGAUGAUCCAGCCUCAAGGUGAUGGAACGCAGCUCAGGAAUGGACCAGCUCUGGGCAUGUUGCGUCUGUCAAUCACUAUGGCUGCUCCUUAGUCAAUGGAAGAGACAAUGGAGCUGGGAGAGAGAAGGGGCUAGCAGGCUCCUACGUCCUGCAUCAGUAGGAUCAGUGCGUGGCUCCUGGUUUUCCAGCUCCUGGCCUCGUGUUCCUUCCACUGCCCCAGCCAGAAUUCCCAGAAUACUGGUCCUCCCAUCAUGUCAGUCCUUGAUCCUAGGAAAUGGAGCAUGUCAAUGUGCUUUCUUUAUUGAUUCACUUCAUUGACCAAGUGUAUUCCCCAUUACUUUCAAAUAUAAGUGAGCCUCCUGUCCUCUCGCAGAGGUCCCAGACCUCUGCUCUGAAGAGUCUUCCCCAGAAAUGACCCUGACCGGGAAGAUGUCUUAUAUUGUCUUUGCCUUUUUCUUCAUUUUUGCCCAGUUUCCGUCAGGGUGCCAGGCAGGACUCGAGUAUUCCAAGCCACUUCCAGGAGGUGACUUUGCUGCUUGUGAGCCAUGCAGGCUCGGCCGGGGCAAGUGCAGAAAGAUGUGUGCUGAGGAUGAGAAGCCUGUUGGACAUUGCAAGCUGAACUUUUUCUGUUGCCGACGGAAGGUCAGCUGAACCCAAUCGGCCCUCCUCCAGUCUUGGAAGCAGGCCUGGACUUUCAAAGGAGGGCAAGAGAAAUUGGGUGGCUUUACCCAAGAAACACCAUGAGUGAGUCUCAGAAUCAUUCCGGUUUCUUUCUCCCCUUGUUUUGUUUCUUUGCUUAUUUUUUAUUGAUUUUAAAAUCAAGAUUCGAAGGUGCCUAAGAGCCUAAUCAGAUACUACCACUACAAAUUUGUGGAGUACCUUGUCAUUUGUGAGUACUUCCCCCAUACUUUCCUCAGAGAACUCAAUAUAACCUUAUGAAGUAGAUUUUAUUAUCUCUAUUUAUAUUUGAAGAAAUUGAGACCCAGAGAAGCUGUCACUUCCUCAAGGUCAUAGCCUGGGAGCCAGAAACGGACGUGUAUACCCCUGUCAUGUUCUGUGUAUCUAUCUAUGUGUACCAAUUUUAACAAAAUAGAGAAACAAAGGACAUCGCAUUUGUGUCAGUGGACUUAUAAUUGUAUAGAAUACAAGAAAUUAUCCAUGUCAUUUCUUGGUAUAUCCAUACAUUGUCAUUCUUCUAGAACUUAUGGUGUAUUUUUUAAGCAACUCAUACCUACUCAAUUAAUGUCUGUGGCACCAAUUUCUCACUUCUUUUCUUGCCUAUAAAUGAAAAUGCCAGAGAUUGACUUACAAUGCUCAGCCUAGACUAAGCAUGGAUGGUUGACUAUAUAACUUUUUGCCUCAUGAAAUAAAAUUUGUAGCUUCAUACAAUAAAGGUCAAAAUUAUUCAUCCUUAUGAGCAGCUACUCAAAUUUGAUCACUCAGUUUUUACAUGUGAGACGAACAGUAUUUUGCUUAAUGUUUGAGCUACCAUUGUAUGAUUGGUCAUUUUGUACUCCAGUACAUCUUUUGGUCUCUCCUUGGUGGGAGAAUGGUGGAUGGGAGGAAGGGGUUCUCUCCCCUGCCUCUCCAGCAGUGGCUGCCUCUCCCAGGUGCCCACACUUCAAAGUGUCUACAGGCAAAGAGCUCCGACUGGAGUUGUGCACCAUGGCAGGACAGAAAAGUCAGCACUGGAGUGGACUGCACUCACGAGAUUAGGGAGGGCAAAGGGGCGUGGCUUCCACAGACCUCGUGAAUGCUACUCAAGGUCACUGGGCUGAAACCAUACUAAAGGGAAAAUUCCCAAAUAAUGUGGCCUGCUAGAGCAAGGGAAACGUAGUAAGUGGUUUAAGAUAGAGACCUGGGAGGUUAGGUUUAAGAUAAGUUCAUAAGAUGGACCAGAAACAAUAUCAAACAUUCAGGACACAGUAGAGUGCCGUGGGCCACAUGGGAGCCUUGAAAGAACACAGAAAUAUGCUUUCCAAAAGGAGAUUUAUCUUGGAACAUUGCGGUAUCCGUUUCUUUCACUGUACAACAAAACACCACAAAAGUUAGCAGCUUAAACAGCACACGUUAUCUCUCAGGCUUCCAUGGGUCCAAAGUCUGGGCACAGGGUAGCUAGACUCCCUGCUCAGGGUUUCACAAGACUGACAGCAUGGUGUUGGCCCAGAUUUGGAUCUAAUCCAAGGCAAGAGAUCUACUUGCACACCCCUGGGGCCGCUGGGAAAAUUCUGUCACUUGGGGUCCUAGGCCUGGGGUGGGUGGCUGUUGUCUUGCAGGCUGUCAGCAUCGGGCUGUCCUGAGCGAGCCGAGGCUGCUUUCUUUUUCCUGCCCAAUGGCUCUUCCCAUAGAACAGCAGUUUCUCCUUCAAGGCCAGUGAGAGGCUCUCAUCCUUCAAAACUCCAAUUUCUUUCUAAUCAGAACAAAAGAAAGGGGGAGAAAACCAAGCUUCACAGAAUAACGUUUUUGUUCACCAUUGGAAUCAAAUUAGUAUUGAUCCAAACUAGAUUGUUUAAAGUUUAUUUAUGUUUGAAAGAGAGAGAGAGAGAGUGAGCAGGGUAGGGGAAGAGAGGGAGACACAGAAUCCAAGCAGGCUCCAGGCUCUGAGCAGAGAGUCUGACGUGGGACUCCAACCCAUGAACCCAGAGAUCAUGACCUGAGCUGAAGUCAGACACUUAACCAACUGAACCACCCAGGCGGUGGGUGGUUGUAAACAAACUAGAUUGUUUAAAAUUAAUUGCAACCCCCAAGUCAUUUAUAAUAUUACUCAAACAUGGAUUGCAAGAUAAAUGACAGGGAAUUCAAAUGGUACCUCAGGAAAUAUCUGUUUAACACAAAAGUAGUCAGUAAUGCAGGAACAGAGGGGGGAAAGAGGCAUAACGUUUAGAAAACAAAUAGCAAAUGGCAGAUGUAAAUCUUACCUCAUCAAUUAUGGCAUUAAAUGCAAAUGGGCUAAACACUCCAGUUAGAACCUAGCAGAAUGGAGUAUGUAAAGAAGAUGCAACUCUAUGCUGUGUGCCAGAGACACAGUUUAGAUUCAAGGAACUAAAGAGAUCAAAACAGAUGGAAAAAGAUAUAGCCAAAGGCAAGAGAACUUUGUACAAUGGUAGAUGAGUGAAAGCCUCAUGAGUCAACAUGACAAUUAUAAGUGUAUAUAAACCUCACAGGAGUCACAAAAUACACGAAGUGAGAACUGACACAUCACAGGGAGAAACCGAUAAUUCAACAAAAAUAUUGGAGGACUUUAAUAUUUAAUAAGGAAAUAGAUCUGAAGACACUGUGAACCAGUUGGACAUCUAUGGCACACUCCAGCCAACAACAGCAAAAUACACAUUCUUCUCAAGGUCCCAUGAGACGUUCUGUAGAUGUUCUUCCAAAAUAUCUGCAGAAUAGGCCAUAUGGUAAGCCAAAAAUCCAGCCUCAAUGAUUUCAAAGGAUCGAAAUCAUACCAAGUAUGCUCUCUGACCAAAAAGGAAUAACAAGAGAAAACUUGGGAAAGUCACAAAGAUGUGGAAAUGAACAACAUGCUCCUAGAUCAGCAAUGGGUCAAAGAAGAAAUCAAAAGAGAAAUUAGAAAAUAUUAGGUGAAUGAAAAUUGAAAACAAAGCAAAACAAGACUUAGGGGAUGCAGCUAAAGGAAUGCUUAGAGGAAAAUUUAUAGUUGUAAAUGUCUCCAUUUAAAAAGAGGAAAGAUCCCAAAUCAGUGAACUAAUCUUCCAAUUUAGGAAGCUAAAACUUCAAGAGCUGACUAGUCCCUCAAAGGGUACCCUGUUCCCUUGGAUCUGUUCCAAACAUUUUAAUGUCUAUAGGAUUUGCUCUUUCAUUCAUUCUAUGUACUUGGGCUCCCCUUGUCCUCCAUUUUUAAAAUUUUUUAAAUGAAAUUUUAAGUCAUAAGUGUAGACAUUUCUCAUUGUUUAAAAUAAGCAUUUGGACACAAAUUUCUGUGAUUCUUUUGCUGGG
Molecule: messenger RNA, 5934 nt
Organism: Neofelis nebulosa (Clouded leopard)
Lineage: Eukaryota; Metazoa; Chordata; Mammalia; Carnivora; Felidae
Product: beta-defensin 105-like
Exons: 3
Coding region: 2389-2628 (79 amino acids)
Biological process (GO): innate immune response
Cellular component (GO): extracellular region
Source: RefSeq, a predicted model, not a curated record